Molecule: messenger RNA, 9315 nt
Organism: Plodia interpunctella (Indianmeal moth)
Lineage: Eukaryota; Metazoa; Arthropoda; Insecta; Lepidoptera; Pyralidae
Gene: Pi4KIIIalpha
Product: Phosphatidylinositol 4-kinase III alpha
Exons: 41
Coding region: 89-6487 (2132 amino acids)
Biological process (GO): phosphatidylinositol phosphate biosynthetic process; phosphatidylinositol-mediated signaling
Cellular component (GO): cytoplasm; plasma membrane
Molecular function (GO): 1-phosphatidylinositol 4-kinase activity
Source: RefSeq, a predicted model, not a curated record
AGAUAAGCUGAAGGGAUAGGCAGGAUCUGAAAAGCGACCGAGUUUUAAUUUUUCAACAAAAAAUGUAAUAAAAUUUACACAAGGUACGAUGUUCACACAAAUUAUGGAUGAACACGAGUUUUUCAGACAGACUGUGCAACAUUUGGCGCGUUGCUUGUCCAACAUAAACCCGACACCAUGGGAAAAGGUGAACACUCUCUUCAUGCUGUGUCCUCAAGCCGGAUGUUCUCUCAUUGUCACCACUCGCAGUCAAGAUGCUUGCAUAGCUCUCGGGCUAUACUUCCUGCACAGUGAUCUGCAACAUCAGGAUAAGCUGCUGCCAUACUUCCUGAAGGUUCUGAAAUGCCUUUCCACUGCACAGUUUGAGGAACCUUUGUGCAGGGUGAAAAAUGCUGAUAGAAUACCAAUGGCAGAGAAGUUCAGCUUUUGCCUGAACACUCUUCUAUCCGACAUCGCGUCCAAACAGCCUUCCAUCAGAGAAGAGAUCAUUAAGGCCCAAAUAGACCUUAUGUCAAACCUCACAAGGAUCAUAGUCAAUUGCCACGAAAGUAAGGAAUCAAAUGCAGUGACCAAGCUACAAUUGUGCAAGAGCACGAUACCACUUUUGAUAGGUCUUGCCAGGUCUAUGGGAAGAUAUGCAACAGUCGAUCCUCCAUUACUUUGUCGCUUAUUUCCUCAGCCGCCUAGCCCAGUUAAAACGAAAGAACCGGAACCAACAUUUGAAUAUUCAACUUUAGACAAGAAAAGGAAAUUUAAUCAAUUUAGACCAAUAAUUCCGAGGUCACUGUCCGGGAAUUUGAAUCCUGACAAUGAGAAUAUAGUAGAAAAUGGGACUGAUACAAUAGACAGUUCAGGUGGUACUCUCAAGAGAGGUUCCUUGCAUAGCUACCACUCAGUACCAUAUGAUCCGACAACAUACUUUUUCAACAAGUUCGGGUCUAGUUUCAAUCAGUUUCCAUAUAUGAGGUUUUCGGAGUCACCAGAGAAGAGAAUCAAUGUUCAGUUUUACGUGACCUAUCUGCAGUCAAUAUUGUCAUUGGCGAAAGAGCUGCUGACUAAAGACCUAUUGGCGUUCUUAGAUGAAGAAGCUGAAGAUAUUUAUGCGUCUGGUCAGAUACAAGUGUUCCCAUACAAAUCGUUCUCUGAGACUCUGAAUCUGGUGAUGGUGACUCUUCUAAGAGAGAUAUUGCAACAUCAGAAAAAUCUACCAGGUCCAUUUACCAAGGAUGUUCAGGAAUUCGUAAAAUGCCUCUUCCUGAGCGGGCAAACGGAGCUGCAGUCUCGCCACCACGACGCCUCCGAGCGGGAGGACAAGGAAACCAACUUCGCUUCUGUCAACAAGUUCAAAGUUAACGUCAUGGCUAACUCUGCUUGUGUUGACUUACUCGUGUGGGCUAUAGGGGAUGAAACAGAUCAGGACUAUGAUGUGCCAGCACUCAUAAACGCUCUAACAAUAUUAAUAGGAGCGGAUUCUUUGUGCGGUCGGUUGACAGAAAAAAUAAAUUCGAAUCACAAUCAUAAAUUGAUACUAGCACAUAUGCCCCUGUUGAUGGUCUGUCUCGAAGGCCUCGGCAAACUUGCAACGAAAUUCCCGACGAUCGCGAACACAUCGAUAUAUUGCCUGCGAGAUUUCCUUGUUACGCCCUCGCCUAUACUCUUCAAGCUGCACAAGCUGGAACUGGAGAAAACCGGCAAGGAACACAUGAAAGUCACCCUGCAAGGCAAAGAGCUACAGGGGCUGACAGAAACGGGGGUACCUGUAAAAUCGACGCCGUUCGAGAAACUUCGCGACGCGGCCAUAGAGAAUCUGUGUGUGGCGCUGGAGGCGGCGCUCACUGUGGACCCGUUCUGCGUGCCGGCGCUGGUCGGCUCCGUCAGCAACCGGCUGUUCACUGCUGAGACCAGCGACAGUGAAUCAUCAUUAAUCAGUACGAACAUAGUGAUAAUGCUGGGUCACGUGGCUGUGGCCUUGAAGGAUACACCCAAAACUACCGACACCAUACUGCAGUUCUUCCAGCAAAGGUUAUGCCGAUCUCCGUCGUCACUGGACACCCUAAUAGUGGACCAGCUGGGCUGUAUGGCGCUGGCGAGCCCUUCAGGCCCGGCCCAUGACGAGAUAAUGCGGAUGUUCACCGUUAUCACUGUAGAGGCCGCCAGCGCCGCUUACCACCACACUACCGACACCAAGCAGUACAGGCACGUAUCAGGGGCAGUUCUGAACGCGCUCGCGAACAUAGCGGCGAACGUUCGCGGCACGAACGCGCGGCUCGAGCUGCUGACGCGGCUGCUCGAGCUAUUCGUGCAGCUCGGGCUCGGCGGCGAGCGGGCCACAGAUAGGUCGCCGGCGCCCGUGCUGAAGGCGUCUGGCAGUGCCGGCAAUCUCGGAGUUCUCGUGCCUGUUAUUGCGGUUCUGGUAAAAAGAUUACCCCCAAUCAAAAACCCAAAGCCAAGGCUCCACAAACUGUUCAAAGACUUCUGGUUAUAUUGCGUCGUAAUGGGCUUCACUGCGGCUGACUCAGCCAUGCGAAAGCGUCUAUGGCCGCAGGAAUGGUACAACGGAGUGAAAGAGAUAGCGGUAAAAUCCCCUUACCUUGUCUCGCAAACGUCGCUGCGUUCAGAGAUGCGCGAACUUCAGUACACGUCUGCUGUGAGGAACGAUUCCGUGUCGAUUGCGGAGCUGCAGGAGUUGAAGAUGCAGAUCUUGAAUCUUCUGGAACACCCGCCCGAUAUUACUGUCAUUGUCAACAAGUUGACGUUUGCGCCCUGCAUGUAUUUGCUCAGCGUUUAUUGGGUGGAGACUUUGAGGGUGUGCAAUUCGCCGGAGCCGAGCCUGCAGCCAAUCAUCGAGUACCUCAGCGACACAGCGCUGCAGAAGGACAAGACCGGCAUGUGGCAAUGUGUUGCCAGUGUCGGCGACAAAGUAUUCCAAAAGUUCCUGGACGUGAUGUCGGAGAAGGUGAAGGACGAAUCGCGCGAACGCGAACUGGAGAGCCACGCGCAAUUCCUGCUGGUGAACUUCAACCACAUCCACAAGCAGAUCCGGCGAGUGGCGGACAAGUGGCUCGCGGGGCUGGUCGAUAGGUUCCCGCAUCUCUUGUGGAACUGUCGGGUACUAUGGUCUAUGCUGGACAUCCUGCAAGUACUGAGCUUCAGCUUGGAGCUGGAUGCGAACCAAGAGACGCCGCUGCUGAAGGUGCCAGGGACAGACUUCACGUUGCAGCUUCAAGAUACUCUUGAAGGCAGAGAGUGUAUCGUAAAAGAUUUCGCUGACCGCUGCCACGGCAUAGUCCAAGAAGCAAUGAAGUGGGCGCCACAAUCUACGCGAUCACAUUUGCAGGAAUAUCUUAAUCAGGUCCCGAACUCAACGCUAUGGCACCACUGUGGCCUAGCCCUCGCCACCGGAGCCCUACUAGGCGCCGCCGGCUUGAAUCGCAUGUCGGCGCCUCUACCACGAGCGGCGUUGGAGAAGAGACCACCCUGCGUUACACAGGACUCCGCUGCGUUACUGGCCGUUGUUUCGCAGCGGAGUCGUUAUGCUGGCGAGAUAUCGGGCGCAGUAUACGCGGAGGGCGGCGGCGAGGCGGCCACAUGGCGCGUGGGAGCGAGACUGCAGACGUCGCUGAAGGAAGCGUGCGCGAGUGGGAGCGAGACAGCGCACCGCGCCGCGCUGUGGCGCGCCACCGCGCUGCUCGUGCACGCGAAGCAUCAUCCCUCGCAGCCGCACACCGCGCCCACUGCCAGGGGGCUCCUGCAUUCUGUCGCGUGGUCACAAGUGGAGAUAUUCACCGAAGAUGCGGUGACAGUGGCGGUGGAGUGCUGGCAGUGGCUGAGCACCGCGCGGCCGGACCUGGAGCUGCGGCUGCUGCAGGAGAUCUUCGCCGCGUGGCAGUGCACUGUGGACCGCAAGAUGGGGCUCUUCUCCAAACAAUCUGAGGAGUGCAGUCCUUUGGCUGCUUACGAAGGCACGAAGUUGGAGCCCAAGCCGCCAUUCAUAGCCGCGCACGCGGUGUGGGUGCGGUACCUCUGCGAAGUGGCCGAGACGGCCAAGUAUAACAGCUUGGAGAAAGUCGAGAUGCUCGCCAGUCUGCUCCACAGAUCUUUACCAAUCACAGUUGGCGAUGUACAUGAUAAUAUUAACCGUCAUGUCGAAGCAGUUGGAGUGAGAUUCAGGCUAUUAUCCUGCGGCUUAUCUCUUCUACAAGGCGACAUCUUACCCCGUUCGUUAGCCCGCAACAUCCUUCGCGAGCGGGUUUACAGCGCUUGUUUAGAUUACUUCUGCAGAGGAUUACAAUGUCCUUCGCGAACCUCCGGCGCUCUGAGGGAGGACAUCAUGUCUCUAAUCAAGUUCUGGCAGCUGAUGCACUCCGACAAGAAGUACUUAAAGAGCAGUGACAUUGGCGAAUUCGAGCUGAUGGGCCCCUCCAGUCAGCAGAGCAUAUACACAUCGAAUUCACCCACUGAUAAUCGCUCGUCAGUGAACAGCAGCGAUAUAGGAAGCAGGCAAACCACAGGCUGGAUCAAUACGGUGCCGAUGUCGACGACGACUCUUAGCAGCGGGGCGGGCAGCGUGGCGGGCAAGCGCUCCAACCGCAGCGUGAAACCGCCCGCCAAGUCCCAGGACACCUUCGUCAAGGAUUAUGUCAGGAAACGGAACCUGAUACUGGAACUUAUGGCGGUAGAAAUAGAGUUCCUGGUGACGUGGCACAAUCCUCACAGCCGGCCGGAGCAAGCGGUGCCGGGAGAGGACAAUAUAGCGACCUGGCGCUCCAAGCCCAACACAGACAGGACCUGGCGUGACUACGCUAAGCUUGCUUGGGAUAUCAGUCCUACUCUGGCCAUAUUCCUACCAGAGAGACUAAAGAACGAGGGUAUUACAGCGGAGAUUAGAAGGAAAGUCCAAGCUCAGCCAACUUCAGUAUGCCACGUGCCUCAAGCGCUCAAGUACUUGGUCACCACAGAGACUCUGCUUAACGACGCCCAUGAGUUAGUGCACAUGGUAACCUGGGCCCGCGUGUCUCCAGUAGAAGCUUUAUCGUACUUCAGCCGUCAAUACCCCCCUCAUCCCCUCUCAGCGCAAGCGGCGGUCAACACUCUCACGUCAUAUCCGUCCUCCGCAGUACUGCUAUACAUCCCGCAGCUGGUCCAAGCAUUGAGGCAUGACACGAUGGGCUACGUAGCGGAGUUGAUCAAGUCCCUUGCCAAGAAGUCUCAAGUCGUGGCUCAUCAGCUGAUAUGGAACAUGCAUACGAACAUGUACACCGACGAAGAGAUGCAUAACAAAGACACGGCCCUUUUCGACAUCCUCGAGGGGCUAACGAAGUCCAUAGUGGAAGACCUGUCGGGGCCCGCGAAGGCAUUCUACGAACGGGAGUUCGAUUUCUUCAGCCAGAUCACCAACAUCAGCGGCAUUAUAAGACCGUUCCCGAAAGGUGCUGAGAGGAAACGCGCGUGUCUGGAGGCUUUGAAGAAUGUUAAGGUACAACCGGGCUGUUACUUGCCGUCGAAUCCUGACUCCAUGGUAGUAGACAUUGAUUACAAGAGUGGCACGCCCAUGCAGAGCGCUGCCAAAGCUCCUUACUUAGCGAGAUUCCGAGUGAGGAGAUACGGCAUAGCUGAGAUGGAAGCCGUAGCCAUGGCCAUAGCAUCAGGGGAGGAACCUCCAUCGGAAGAAGGAAAAGACCGUUUCACUUCAAUCGCAGCGGAGUCCUGGCAGGCGGCCAUCUUCAAAGUGGGCGAUGACGUGAGACAGGACAUGCUGGCGUUGCAAGUGAUCUCGCUGUUCCAAAAUAUCUUCCAGCAAGUGGGGCUCGACCUUUAUCUGUUCCCGUACAAGGUUGUCGCUACUGCGCCCGGGUGCGGCGUGAUAGAGUGCGUGCCGAACGCGAAGUCACGUGACCAGCUCGGCCGGCAGACAGACAUCGGCAUGUACGAGUACUUCAUCAAGAAAUAUGGUGACGAGACCACCAGGGAGUUCCAGGCGGCGCGACGUUGCUUCGUGACUUCGAUGGCGGCGUACAGUGUGAUCGGGUUCCUGCUCCAGAUCAAGGACCGACACAACGGCAACAUCAUGCUCGACACGGACGGACACAUCAUACAUAUCGACUUCGGUUUCAUGUUCGAAUCGUCUCCGGGCGGCAACCUCGGCUUCGAGCCGGACAUCAAGCUGACGGACGAGAUGGUGAUGGUGAUGGGCGGCAAGAUGGAGGCGCCGCCCUUCCGCUGGUUCUGUGAGCUCUGUGUGCAGGCCUUCCUCGCCGUCAGGCCAUACCAAGAAGCGAUAAUAUCCAUGGUGUCGCUGAUGCUGGACACCGGCCUCCCCUGCUUCCGCGGGCAGACCAUCCGCCUGCUGCGCUCGCGGUUCGCACCCAACUCCACAGAAAAGGAGGCGGCGGCGUACAUGCUCUCGGUCAUCCGCAACUCUUUCCUCAACUUCAGGACCAGAACCUAUGAUAUGAUACAGUACUAUCAGAACCAAAUACCCUAUUAGUUGGUUUUUUAGGCUAGUGUGUUCGCUGCGCGAGGUAACAACUUUAUAUACUUCUUCGUAGUCGUGUUCCUCAUGGCUGAGGGUCGUGGUCAUUACGUGGAAUUAAACACACGUAACGACUUUCUUGGCACUAUUGUUGGAGUGGUUUGCCAUUGACUUCUCCAUUGCACACACAAGUUGAUAAUCAACCAGAGUGCAAUGUCAUCUCGAUGUUUUCCUUCACCGGAAGCAAGUGGUGGUCGAUGAAAACUACUAUACAUAAGUCAGAUUGGUAUACAAACUCAUGUGGCACGAAUAGGAUUCGAUACUGGGACCUUUCGGUUCGUCUUAACUAUUUAUUACACCGCCACUCUAUAUACAUUAACUGUCUUUUAUAUUGUUAAACAGUAAUGUUUUUAACAAAAUUUUAUGAUACGUCGUGGGUUCGAUUUCCGCACGAGGCCAGUUUUAAUAUAAAUCUGUUAAAUUUUUAUUUAGUUCUAUGUCUCUUCUAUAUUUUAAUUUACUUCUAUAUUUGGUUCUAUGUUUUUUUUACAUGCUUUUAUCUUCCUAUUAGUUGUAGAAUAAUGAUAUUUUCUUUUUCUUCAUGUCUUGUAAAUUACAUUUACUGCGCCCGUCGCGUUUUACGAAACAUCCGCAGACACAGCGUUGCACGCGAGGAGUGUUAUCGCGAACAAAAUAUCACCUGCAAAACUGAAAUCAGUUCCGGCGUUGCAACGUUGUUUAGACGUCAGUGUUUAAUCUACCUGUUCUCGAUUUAUUUUUUGGAAAUUAGGUGUUAAUGUAUGGAACUUUGUAUCGAAUCGCCAUAAAGGCGAUUUUCUGUUAUUUAUUGUUUUGACAUAAGUUUAUUUGACUCGUAGCGCAGCGAAGAGCAAUAGAUAAAUAUAUGGGAGUGUGUUAAUAAGGUGUUUGAACUUACCUGUUAGCCAUGUUCGGGUGGGGGGCGGAGGGGGAAUCAAAGCAGAUACGGUUGCUUUCUAAAUAAUUUUGGCCGUACUAAAGCACCUAUUGAAAUUGUAGCACCCACUGUGAAAUUUUUCACUAGCAUUCUCGCUGAAAUUUGUCGAAAGAUAGGGAUGGAAAUAAAAAGUAUUUACUUCUCUUUUUGUAUGCCUGCAUCCUUUAACCUGAGGUACCUAACUGGUUAAAAUUAAAAUCUGUUGUUACAAAUUUAAAACACUAGCACCACUGAGUAUCAGUUUGUAUAUUAUCUAAUCAUUAUUGUAACAGUUAUAGUAGUCCUGCGUGCACAAUGUGCAUUGGGCUUCAAUAAAAAUGUGCCGUAUUCUGACUUUUCAAAAGUCAUACAAAAGUAUCCUAUCUGCUUUGAGAUUUAUAUCAUAAUUUUGGACUUGUGGUAUUUUAUUCUUUAAAGUGAUAUUGGUUUAAGUAGAAAUAUAAUUUAGGAAUAUUCAACACUUAUGCGAAUAAAAUAGAACAAAUGUCCAUCUUCUGAAUAUGUUUCAAUGUGUACUUAUUUUUCAAUAUUAAUGCCAGUAGUUUAUAUUAAAAUCCAUGAAUAUAUAAAUAUUUCAGUAAUGUUUCAAAUAUACAUUUCUUUAUGGGUUAUAAUUUCAAAAAUAAGUAAAAAAAUAGUAAAAGUUAGCUGAUUGCGAAUCUAUCUUAAUUAAUUACUGUCAUUAUAUUUAUAACUUUUAGUUGGACUUUUAACUUAUUUUAAAUAUUAGAAAAUGUUGAGGCUUAUUUUAUAAUUUUUGGCAAAAAUAAUUUUAAAAUCCUAAUGCAAAAUAAUUACCAUUUUUCACAGGCAAUAGUAACUUCGCUAAUAUACACUACUUUUAGAAAUUAUUUGAAGUAAUUUACAUGAAAAAGAAAUUGUGUUUAUGGUACUACUAUUUUCCAUGAAAUUAUUAUUGAUACUGAAGUAUUAUUGUGUUUUAACUAAUUUAUUUUUGUAUUAGCUAAAUUAUCUUUGAAACAUUUGUGCUUUCUGCAAGCUAAUUGUAAUUUUUACGAUCUUUGUGGCCUAAUGGUUAUCAUGCUGUGGCUGUCGCCAUGAUAGAGGUCACGGGUUCGAUCCCCGGUCCGGCCAAGAUGGAACGUGAUCUUUUCACAUUGACCUUAUUCUUGGAUGUUUAUUUACAUGUUUUAUAUAUGUAUAAAAUAUAAUGAAGUCUCGGAACUUGCUUUAAUGCGUGUCAUUUAUUCCUGUAAUAUUUAUUUAGUUUCUUAACCUACGGUUUGGUUGGUUUACUUACUGUACCGAUAAUUAUUGAAAUAAUUAUCGUAUUGAAAUACAAAACAUUAAAUAAUGUUUAUUAUUAAAUUAAUUACUUCUAAAAAUUUACGAGAUUUAAAUUAUUUUUGGUAGUUUUCAUGCAUAAAAAUUUUGUUAUACAUCAUGCAUCUUUGACUGAUUGACGUUUGUAUCAAUUAUGCCAUUAUUUUUAUCUGAAAAUGUCUAUAAUUUUGAAUAUGAUGUGAAACAUUACAUUGAAAUAGUUAAAUACCUAUGAAUCUUUGAGAAACUAGUAUAUUUAUUUCUAUGACACUUUAAAUCUCUAAUUUAAAUAUAUUUGGUCUUAUUAUAAGAAAUAUUACUUAAUAUUUAUAAAUAUUACUUAAUAUUUAUUGUAGUAUUCUAGUUUUAAUAUGGUUUCAAAGGGUCUGUGUUUUUUAAAAACAUUAAUACAAUUUAUUCACAACCUUGUAACACAAACUAUCAAAACUUUGGAUCCGUAUACAAAACUUAUUAACCAGUUAAUGUUAUUUUUCAGAUAUAUAUAUUAGUGUAUGUAAAGAAAUAUAAUGACAUUCCUGUGAUUGCAAUUUCUUGUUGUUGAAAAUAAAGCAAUUGGUAUAAA